This is a messenger RNA of Carassius auratus (goldfish), 1762 nucleotides long. Its product is annotated as class A basic helix-loop-helix protein 9-like. The coding region runs from base 132 to 920 and encodes 262 amino acids. NCBI's taxonomy places the organism in Eukaryota, Metazoa, Chordata, Actinopteri, Cypriniformes, Cyprinidae. Gene Ontology annotation, molecular function: RNA polymerase II transcription regulatory region sequence-specific DNA binding; DNA-binding transcription factor activity, RNA polymerase II-specific; protein dimerization activity. The transcript has a single exon. Gene Ontology annotation, biological process: regulation of transcription by RNA polymerase II; developmental process. The record is from RefSeq and is a predicted model, not a curated record.
UGAGGAGAAGAUUUCAACAUGUGGCUGUUUUGCAAAGCUAACUGUUUAUAGUUCACACUGGAAACCAAUAACUCUUAUCUCUCAUACCAAAGCUAAGAUCUGCAUUUUACAAAGGGCAAAAGUCAACAACGAUGAGUCCGGGCAGCACCAGUACUGAAUCUGAUAUUUCAGAGGAAGAGUUGGAGGAUUUUCCUUUGGGUCAGGACGAUGACUUUGACAAUGAAAGCCCAGCAAAAAUGUCUUCAGAGCGCUUGAUAUCAACCAGCCCCAGUGACACAGUUAAGAGGUGUCCUCGGCCCAAGCGGUCCAAAGCACGGAGAGUCGCCGCCAACAUCAGAGAGAGGAAGCGCAUCCUGGACUACAACCAGGCCUUCAACACCUUGCGCACUGUCCUCAAUCAUGAUCUUAGCAGAAAGCGUCUCUCUAAGAUUGCCACCCUCCGCCGAGCGAUCCAUCACAUUUCAACACUGUCUUUAUAUCUGCGGACACAUGCAGACACUGAGCCAUACGCACCUCUGUGUACACAAACGGAGUGUGAUCGGCAGCCAGAAGAGAAUGUUUCUCUGCCCAGGAAGACAGAAACUUUCCAGGAACCGAUGGAGAACUACACUACCAAGGAAUCAGAGGCUCUCGGAGUUUCUCAAGAGACGCCUGGGAUUAUGCACCAGGACAUGACAAACUCUGUACCAUCUCCUCACUACAGCCACUGCGCAACCAACAGCCAGGUACACAUGAGCCAUGGAUGCUCCUCCGGUCACCACUGGGUGGAUUACAACAAUGGAGGAUGUGAACAUGGGAUGAGGGUCACCUGUCAUCAGAACCACACGGACACUUAUGCAGAAUCUGCUAGCCCAUCUUUGGCAUGGCAGCUUGGCUACCUUCAAUAUCAUGGAUACCAGCAAUCCCUGAGUAUGCACUGACUUUUCUCAUGCUAGAGUUAUUGAAAAGCGUUAGCAAUAUGUACAUAUAAUAAGGGAAAGAUUAUGUUGGGAUCCAUUUCUAAGGUAAAAAAGUUCGCCAAAUAAAGCAGCUUAUUAUAAAACUGAUGUUGACUCUUUUCAACCACUAGAAGUAUAAAAAUCUUUUAAAUGUAAAUGUAAUGCAGUUUAUAUACUCCUACCCAAUAAGAUUUAACUUAAGUGCAAUCAAAUGCAUUUUAAUUAAACCAUUAGAGCCUUCAACAACAGUAACAUGUAUGUUCCUAUAAGUGAUUCUUUUUUGAUUUUUCACAACUGAAACUUUAUUUUUUCCCUAACUGCAAUUUUAUUUCUUCCAAUAUAACUUUAAAUCUCACUAUGCAACUUUACAUCUUGCAACUGCAACUUUCUAUCUUUCAGUCGUUCCAUUUAUUUCUAAUGAUUUUGUGAAUGUAAAUCCUAAACUUAUUUUUAUCACCAGUUUAAUUUUUUACUUUGAGGUGGUAGCAGGGUUUCAUUGCUGCAGUAUGUAGAAAAGUCGCGAGUGCCAGUGCAAUGCAACAAAUGUAACAAAUUUGAAAUUUCAGAAAGUUUUUCCACUCUUGUGGGUGGGAGAGCAAGACUGGUUAAUCUGCAAAAUUCCUUUAUGGAAUGUCCUAAACUGGUAAAACAUCUAUAAUUACUGUCAGCGUCAAUUAUACAUUUGUAUUACAUGAUGCAAAGCUGCAAGCUGCAACACUCAAUAAAUGGUUACUGACAAAGAAAAAUAGAAAAUGACAGCAAGUCUUGUAUCUAUGUUACAAAAAAUACAGAUAGAUAUAAACUUGUAACCUAAUAUAAUUGAG